This is a messenger RNA of Cladocopium goreaui, 1840 nucleotides long. The record is from the annotation of a GenBank genome assembly. NCBI's taxonomy places the organism in Eukaryota, Dinophyceae, Suessiales, Symbiodiniaceae.
AUGCGUUCGCCGCUCUACGAGGUUGAGCAUAUAGGUCGUCACAUGAAAUCCUCAAAGUUGCGACAUAUUUGGACCUUCUUCUUGGAAGCAGCAGAGUUGAAGGUGGAACUGGAGCACAGCCGUUUUUCCGGAAAGAAGAAAGUCUUCGUGGACGGAAAACUGGCGUUGUCGACCACUGCCAAACAGCUGUCCUGGUGUUAUGAACAUCCAAACAGCAAGGCCAAGAUCAAGUUGGACUCGGAGAAUGGGCGACAUUCGCUGAGAUGCAAAGAGCCCGAGAAAUCCUCGCAGCUCUCCACUGCCCUGGAAGCGGCUCCUAGCCCUGUGGAUGGACCGCUCGAAGGGAGGAGUCCAAGAUCCUGCCCAUCCAGCACCAGUCACGUCACUGGAAGGACCCCUCGGGCUGCUGAGUCGGAGGCGAUUGAGGAAAUCCGACAGAACUUGUCCGCCAGGUAUGCCGUGAUGGAUGAUGACCUGCAGGAAGACGUAGAUGCAGAUGUGGCCGAGGAAGCCAUACCUUCAUUUCCGUCUUGCUUGACAACUAGAUCGCAGCAAAGAAUUUCACUGGAGGAAGUCUCCACAGAAACGGCGCGCUUGAACGCGUUGCUGGGAGUCAAGGAUGCGCAGAUUGCGGCUUUGCAAGACAAGCUGCGCCGUUGCGCUCUUGGCAAAGAGGGAAGUGCACCAGCUGUAGAGACAGGAACGCCCAGCAGCCGCGCGCCCGAGCCAGUGAGCCCUGUGAGCCCCAUGCAGCAGUUGGAGGGCCCCAAGCCAGAGCAACACCUGGUCGCCGAGCUGCCGACGUUGCCCGUCACCCCGGCCUUCUCACCACGACCCCAGGCAGUGACUCCACCUGGACCCAGUCCCAGGAAUUGCUCACCAGGUCCGAGUCGGCCGCUCCAGUCACCUGUGGCAGCUCCCCGGAGAUCUUUGGACGAUGAGGAGCUUGACGUUUCGCAUCGCAAAGGGCCAGCGGUCUCCACUCCUCCUGCUGCUGGUACACCCUGUGUCGCAAGGCGUUGUAUGACGCCACCGAGGGUCUCCCCAGUGGUGAUUCAGCGCUAUGUCGCAACGCCAAGACGAGCGGCGGGCCGACCGGUUGAAGGGGUGGAGACUCCAGUCCAACAGUUUCGAGGACGUGCUGGCAGCAUGCCACCACCACAGUUGGUGUGUGCAUCCCCUCCACCGCCCUGGCGCUUCGAGCCCCGCUCCUCCGGAAGGCCCGGGCGGGCCUCGACACCGUGUCAACAAGGGCAGCAGCGUAGCCUGUCGGUGCAGCCGCCACAACGCUGGAGGAGUACCACUCCGGGACCUCAGCACCGUUCCAUCGGCGAUGCCAUGCUACAGGUGCCACGAAGAAUUUUCCAUGCGCCUGUGCAGUGCCAGCCGCCGGGUCGCCCGUUGGCACCAGGUGCCUUGGGCCCCUUGGGUGUCCAGCCCCUGGUACAGCCUCAGAUGCCCAGGCAGCUGCCAGUUCCCAUGCAGGUGGCGUUGCCGGCACCAAACGCUUUGCCACAACGAGCCUUAGGGCCGCCUCCUCUCUUGGCACCUGUGAUGUGGAGACCGGAUUCCAGGAUGCUGGGGCAGCCAUGGGUGCAGAUUGGUCAGUGAGGGCAAGGAAUUUGCGUUCCAAUGCGCAUGCCCUCGUGAUUUUCCUAGAUCCAGAUGCCAGAAUGGCAGUCUCGAACAUGGAAUCGCUUUGCAAAAGCGAAGCCAACGUUGCACGGUAGGUGUCUCUCGGUGAUUUUCGUGCCGGCGGAUUGAGACGAGGCAGGUGGAAUUCGCUCUCCCCUCACCAAGGAGUUGGGAGAAUCUUUGCUCAGAUUGAGUCGGAAUCAGC